This is a messenger RNA of Pseudogymnoascus destructans, 408 nucleotides long. RefSeq lists its product as uncharacterized. NCBI's taxonomy places the organism in Eukaryota, Fungi, Ascomycota, Leotiomycetes, Thelebolales, Thelebolaceae. The transcript is spliced from 3 exons. The record is from RefSeq and is a predicted model, not a curated record. The coding region runs from base 1 to 408 and encodes 135 amino acids.
AUGUCUACUCGUAAGAGAAAGGCUGAAGACGAGGAGCUCGUUGCGCUUCCUUCGGAUGAAAGCGAGGAUGAAGAGGAAUACGAAGAUUCAGAAGAUGAGGCUCCAGGAGGGAAUUCCGAAGAAUCCGAGGAAGAUGAGGAUGCCAGCGGCUCCGAAGUGGAGGAGGAGAUCGAAGAAGUUGCCCCUCCAGUGAAGAAGCGCAAGGUCGGCACCGCAACCUUGACUGAGGAGAACGGCGAUGAGGAGGAGGAGGAGGCCGAGGAGGCUACCGAGGGCGAAGAAGAGGAGGAGGAGGCUGCAGAUGAGGAGCCUGCCGACGCCGCCGUUUCCGCCAAGAAGACGAACGGCGCUGCGGCUCCCAAGAAAGCUGAAGUCGAAACGAUUGACCUUGACGACGAGGAUGAGUAA